CAGUGAGGCUCAGACAUUUUGUUCAUUCUCCCUGGCAUGCGCCAUGUCGGUGGAAGGGGAGUGGAUGACAGUGAGGAUCGAGAGGAGGUGGAGCGAAGACAGCGACGGGAUGGAGGUGGAGAGAAGACCUGGUGAACUGGGUGACGACAGCUUGGACGAUGGCUGCGAUCGCUGUGCUCGACGCUGCGCCUUUGUGUUCUUCUUUCUUCUGGCCCUGACAGAGGUCACACUAUUGAUUCCCACGGUGCACUUCGAGCUUGAUUCUGGUAGCACGGCCGUGCUCAUCGUUUUACGUUGCUUGCUGACGCCCUUUCGGGUACUGCCGGCCAUUGACCGACUAGUGCGAUACCUGCAGGCUUUAUGCAUGUGCUGGUGCCGAUGCAGCUGUCGGAGUAGUCUACGCUACCAGUCCAUUUGGAACUGGCGUUUGGCACUCACUCUAUCAGUGAUUUGUGAUUCGGCCUACUUAGCCACCUCGGGGCUCACUGCGAAAAGUGAGAAUUUCGUGAUCACCAUGGUGGUGAUUUGUAACAUGGCCCUUUUCGUGGUGGACGCUCUCUUCAUCAUGCACCUGGCCUUUUGCUAUGUGCCACCCCCUUCAGAGGAACAGGAAAAUGAGUUUCUCGCAGCCAUGGCCAGCGUGCACUACGAGGAGCGAAAAGUCUUCCGCCCCAAACACAUCAAGCUGGGCGCCACGGAAGAGGGCGACCGGACCUGCAGCAUCUGCUUAUGCGAAAUCGAGCAAGAAGAUGAUGCCGCGCGCUUACCAUGUGGCCACACUUUUCACACCAGCUGCAUCAGAGAAUGGCUGCAUCGCAGUACCUACUGUCCACUCAGAUGCCCUGACAUGGUGCUGCCUCCAAAAGGGAAGCGCCUGGGGGAGGCCCCGGGCUUUGCCUCCGUGUUACCGGGGGAAGUCGUGCAGCCGGAGGAAGUUUGAGGAGCGGAUGAAGAAAAGCGGUGGAGCAGUGAAGCCAUCCAUGAAAGAUACUGAUACAUCCAUGAAAGGGUGUAUAGUGGUGUAUAGUGGUGUAUACUAUGCAGUGUAUUUAUACUGUAUAGUGGUGUAUACUAGUCUUCAAUGUCGGCUGAUUUGUGGCUGGCAGAGCACUCCCCUGUUGGUGUCUCCAGCUGGCUUUCUGGCGAGCUUGUGCCAGCUAUGAUUGAGAUUGUAGAUCGUCAAGGUGGUGUCCAUCAAAAUCCCACCAUGCC
Messenger RNA from Durusdinium trenchii, 1212 nucleotides. NCBI's taxonomy places the organism in Eukaryota, Dinophyceae, Suessiales, Symbiodiniaceae. The record is from the annotation of a GenBank genome assembly.